Messenger RNA from Knipowitschia caucasica, 240 nucleotides. Lineage: Eukaryota; Metazoa; Chordata; Actinopteri; Gobiiformes; Gobiidae. The record is from the annotation of a GenBank genome assembly.
AUGGAACUCGAAGGAAAGCAAGUGCACAAUGGGGAGGUGUACGGGUUUAAGAUCAGGGCGACGAAUUGCAGUAUCUCCUUUUUGUCCACUGUAACAAACACUGUUUCUGCAAAAGGACUGGAUUAUUUUGAUUCGCUGCGUGUGACGGAUCUUUGGAAGCAGAGAACCGGGUCCGCACCUCUGUUCACAACGAGUAAAUCGGAUUUUUGCGGAACUUGGCCAGGUCAGAUGGCGAGCUAG